This is a messenger RNA of Tetranychus urticae (two-spotted spider mite), 772 nucleotides long. RefSeq lists its product as uncharacterized. The record is from RefSeq and is a predicted model, not a curated record. NCBI's taxonomy places the organism in Eukaryota, Metazoa, Arthropoda, Arachnida, Trombidiformes, Tetranychidae.
UGAAUACAAUUUACUUAACUCAUCAAAUCAAUUGAGAAAUCAAAAAUUGCUAAAACAAUUCCGUGCCACAUUUUGAAUGUUACUGUGAGUAUUACAAUAUUCAGUAUUUAGAUUUCGUUUCAUUUUAGAUUUAGAUCACUUCUCUUUACACAUAAUACGCAUCUAUUGUCAAGUUUUACUCAUUUAGUGUUUAAUAAAAAUAAUGGUAAAAUCUACGAUUUUUGUAUUAUUUGCUUUGUGCUCAACCAUAAUUGCUUUCCCACUCACUGGACCGAAUGCUUUUAAGCUUGGUAAUAUCGAACACACUUAUGCAAUUGGGUUUGAAAUCGGGCAAAUGGAUUCACAAGUUGGUCCAUUUCAUUUGUCCGUUGCGAUACUUAAACAACUUGGCGAAAUGUUUUCAUAUGUUUUGGAUACAAAACAUGGAUUGAACGAAUCUACGAUUUUUACAGGCUUCUCAUUUGAAAAUUAUACGGUAAAAACGUUUAUGCCAUUUAGUGAAGUUGAUGCGAUUUCCUUUGAUUGGGAAGACAAGGUCAGGGUCUUUAGAAAUAUUGACGAUGUUAACAUUCAGACUGCUUAUUUGACUGAAAUUGCACCAAACCAUUCAAAUAUUACCAAGAAAUAUUGUAACACUGAGAUUUAUCCAACAAAGGACGAAGACCAAAAGAAUAGGGAAAAGUGCCUAAAAAUAGAAUUUCCUCAAAGUUCUGUACUUGAUGUAAGAUUUUAUGCCAAUUCCAAAAAUUGAUUCCAUUUUUCGAUAUGAUGU